Messenger RNA from Echinops telfairi (small Madagascar hedgehog), 3090 nucleotides. It is a transcript of the gene ZNF438, whose product is annotated as zinc finger protein 438. Gene Ontology annotation, molecular function: sequence-specific DNA binding; DNA-binding transcription factor activity, RNA polymerase II-specific. Gene Ontology annotation, biological process: regulation of transcription by RNA polymerase II. The transcript is spliced from 6 exons. The coding region runs from base 238 to 2592 and encodes 784 amino acids. Lineage: Eukaryota; Metazoa; Chordata; Mammalia; Afrosoricida; Tenrecidae. Gene Ontology annotation, cellular component: nucleus. The record is from RefSeq and is a predicted model, not a curated record.
GGAUAGGGGAGAACGUCCCCUGUGGGGUUCCAAGACUGUUAUUCUUUGCAGAAGUCGAAAGUCUCCGUCUUUGACCCAGAAUUAAUUAAAAGGAUUUGCCGUGUAUCUUUAUGGGGGCCUACAGAGAUACAUAUAGACGAAUGCCAUCCCUCAUCCAAUACUGAAGCUUUAACCUUUGAGAGAACAUUUGCCAAAUAAAACCACAAGAAAGGUACUAUUCAAGUCAAAUCCUUCAUAAUGCAGAAUUCUUUAUCAGUCCCACUGAAAGAUCAAGGGGAAUCUGGAACAGUACCGAGUGGGAGAGGCGGGCAGACCAAGAGUCACUUUAGGACCAUCGCCCCGAAAAUCGUGCCUAAAGUCCCGGCCUCCAGAGCGCUGCCGUGCCGCUCCCUGCCAUCCUCCCACCACCCGAGCCCAGGGCCCGCCAUCGGCCCCACGUCCCUGGUGAUGCCUUCCCAGAACUACGCCCUGAUGCAGCUCACCGGCCAGGAGGGGACGUUUUCCCUGGUCGCUUUGCCACCCGUCCCCUCAGCACAGAAGCCCAGAAUACCCCUGCCCGAGAACCUGAAGCUGCCGAUUCCUCGGUACCAGCCCCCUAGAAACAGCAAAGCGUCCAGAACGAGCCACAGCCAGCCACAGGUCCAAACCCAGGCGCGUCCUCAGAUGUCCUCUCCCCCACACAGCCGUCCUGAUGGUCCCCACAAAACCGUAUCAUCCCAACAAGCCCUGUCCCCGAAUGAGGCCCCAGGCACCCUUGGCACCACCACUCUGCCCGACGGAGGUGGUCUCAUAGCCUCGGGACCGACACUGACCUCCAGCCGGAGAGGUGUGAACACCCCUUCCCCACCAAGACCACCCGGCCCACGGGAGCCCCCAGCAGGACAGGCCCACCCGAGGGUCUCAGGGACACCUAGCUUUGCGAGCAAGAAAGCCUGCAGCAAACCUUCUACCAUCCACCUCUCAAAAGCCAUGGCCAGUUUGCCCCCCGCCGUCUUGGGCAGUGCUGUUCAGUUGCUCUGGCCUGUCCCCAAAGAGAAAUUGCCCAUCUUACCCUAUGCAAGGAGGAGUACCGCAGACCUGUGCAAAAGGGAGCCCGAGGCACCUGUGGCCACUUUGUCCAGCCCUGGGCACAGAGCCGACUGCUGCUGGGUGCCCUCCGUCACAGGAGGCUCUCCUGCUGCCACCAGAAUGACUGACGAGACCCCCGGCCCACUGGCGUCAGGUCCCUCAGAAAGUGCCCGCUGCCCAGCCCCCAAGUUAGAUCUCCGCCCCGAAACAACCCAGAAUGGUGGUUCGAGCCGGAGAAGGGCAAGAAAACAGAAAUCACCUGAGGAGAUCCUGGCCCUCCCGGGGAAGAAGAGGAAAUGCCUCCCCAGUAAGUGUAGAGACCAUAAGGAACGAGUCAGAAAUGAUCCUCAACAACCCAGGAACCAGAAACCCGUGAAAAAGUACCGUAGCAUCAUGCCCAAGCCUGUACUCGUCACGCCAGCGUUGGCUCCUCUGACCCCACCUGCAGCCGCGCUGCCGCCCCCCGCUCCUGGAGGCCUGCUGGCUCCGAAAGCCCCCGGCCCCCAGCCGACUGCCGGCCCUUCCCCGAAGCCCAGCGUGGCCUUCAGAAGUGGAUGCGCUGGCCCGAGGAAGCCGUGGCACAGAUGUCAGGUCUGUAGCCGUAACUUUCUGUUCAAGCAGCAUCUUCGAGACCACAUGCACACGCACACCCACAGACAGCCUUACAGCUGCCGCAUCUGCCGCAAGACGUACGUCCAUUCCAGCAGCCUGAGCACACACAUGAAGCGUCACCACGGUGAGAGCCGGCCCAAGAGGCUCCUGUGCUGCGAAUUUUGUGCCAAAGUGUUCGGCCACGUCCGGGUCUAUUUUGGGCAUCUGAAGGAGGUGCACAGGGUCUCGAUCAGCACCGAGCCCUCCCCUGGCAAACUGCAACCAGGGGACCUUCCGAAGACCCAGGGGACAGAGGAGGCAGCGGAGAGGGAAAACAACUCAAGCCCCGAAGGAGACCUCUUUCUAAAUCGGGUGGACGAAGUCAAAUUACAAAUCACAUGCAGCCGCUGUCAGAUCAUGACUCAGUCUUUCUCGGAAAUAAACUUUCACCUACUGUAUGUCCAUGGAGAGGAAAUCCAGGGCCGACUCCGGGAAGGCCUUUUCCCGGGAAGCAGAGGGGCUCCCGGAGAGCUGGCAAAACACCCUCCUCCUGACGGGAAGCAGUGUCCGGAGAGGAGAAAGCUCGGUGGGCCUUGUCCCUCCGAGGAAGAAUUACCUGUGUGCCCUAACUGGAAAAGGCAACUCUGCCUUCAUCCUCAGAAGAAGGUGCAAACACAAAUGAAAACCGAAGGAGCCCACUUGGGGCCCAGGGAGCCAGAAGACCCCCAGGGCCCUCCGCAUCCCACCUCUGACACUGUCCUCUUGCACUCCCACGUGGGCUUUCACUGCCUCCUGUGCUCGCAGACCCUGGGCCAGCGGGAGGAGCUACUCCUGCACUGGGCGCAGCAGCACCACUGUGAGGACCCUGGCAGACUGUGGGCGCUCUUCAGUGCCUUCUCCAGCCAGGGGGUGAUCCAUUUCCCAAUGGGAUAGGAAAGGAGACAGGGGAAACAGAGGGGCACUAGGGAGGGUGCCACACAUGGCUUUUCUUGGAGAGCGUUUAUGGGUGGUAAUUCAUUAUGAAAUCCUGCGAGCAAGGCCCCGCCUUCGAGCGAAGAAGCGAUCAUCUUGUAUAUGGUUGUCAAUUCUUAGACGGUUGUUCCCUGGGUGCACAUCCUUCAACGUGUUCAAGUUCUCUGCGCUGGCUCGCCGUCUUAGGCUGUAUCUCAGAAUCAUUGAGAAAAAGGGCUUUGGGAGACUGGAAUGGAGCGGUCUGGUGAGCUUUCUUCAGAGGACACUUUUCCGAAGAAACACCGGGGUGGCCCAUCGUGUGGAUUGUUCAGUGGGAUCCAUUUCCAGGUGGUGAAACCGUGUCAACCUCAAAGAGGGAUCAAGUCGGAUGGUAAAUGUUGAUAUUUGUUCAAUGACUCCCUGCUUUAUUGGACUCUGCGCUCUACAGCUGUCUAGGUGAUAAAGCCAUUAUUUAAAAUC